CAACUGGACACAACUAAAGAUAUCGUGACGUCUCAGCGCUCCACGGGCACCUUACUCAGGUCCCUAAAAUCCCUUCAACCCGAAACGGCGCACGCAACAAUUGACAGAUACAAGCGCCUCUGUCUGUAUAAUUAAGAAGCUCUUGUACGGGUCGAUUUUUUAUACAUACAACAGAUCCUUAUAGUGCUGUCAGUCGUAUUUAGUCCUGACAGCUGGUAAAUCAGUGUAAAUUAAUAAAAAUGUCAUUUGCUGAAAAACUAACGUCAAUUAUGCAAAAACCAGGACAAGAUCCUGUUGCCAAGGAUGAUGUACCUGUUUGGUUGAAGUAUGCUGGUCGAGGACUCGGUACUGUAGGCAGUUUAAUUGCAAUUUUUCUUGGAGCAUGGAACUCUGUAUCGAUACUAUGGGGUUCUAUAGAUUGUUUAAUUAGUGGUAUGUGGCAAAUGGUGGCUGGUUUUAUAGUAGUAAUGAUAGAAGCCCCAUGUUGUUGUUUAUUUAUUGAUUUUGUACAAAACUUAAGUGAUUGGGUAGAAAAGAGACCAUAUUGGAAUAGAGCAGGGGCAUACUGUUUAAUGGCAAUUCCACCAGUCUUCCUGUGUAUAAAGAUGAGUAGUAUUUUUGGCAGUGGUCUAAUAUUUGCAACAGGUGUAAUGUAUGGACUAAUGUCUCUUGGACGAAAAGCACCUCUUCCUGAAAUGAGAUCAGCAGCGAUAAACAUCGAGGUUCCUUCAUCCAGUAUGCAAGCCACACUUGUUGGGAAUGCUCAACCCAUGGGUUUUACUAAUAGACCAGAUAGUAAUGUUUGAUUUUUAUAUAACUAAUUGGCAAAACCUCAUCAUUUUGUAUGAAUGAUAACGAAUGUUGUUUUGAUAAAACCAUCAGUAACCAAAUCCAUGAAUAUUGUGUUAUUAAAAUAAUUGUAUUUAUUUUAUAACAAUAUUGUAAAAAUUUCAUAUACUUUUAUCAUGAUUAUCAGAACAAUUAUUUGUAUUACUUGUAUUAACACGUUGACUGCCAACUGUGAGACAACUCGUAGUUUGCGUUAUUGCCUAAGACGCCAACUACGAAUUGUCUUGUAAUUGGCAGUCAACGUGUUAAACUUUCAAUGAAUUUUAGAUAAUAUUCUUUUAUUACAUAAUUUUCAAUUCAGUAGUGUAAGUUACAGAUACAUUAUGAAAACAUUGCUGUUAUAUGCAUAGAAGUGCAUAUAUAAUUAUAGCAUAUAUAAAGUUAAAAACUGCCAUAGAAAUUAAUUUUCAAAGCUAUAUUCAUGGGCUUGGUUUCAUGACUUUAUCUAUUUAGUGUGUCAUAGUAAUUUAAUAUUAAAAUUUGUGAUGAAAAAACUAUUCUUAUAAUUGGUUUUGGAUAUAUAGUUAUCUUACUUAAAUUUUUACAUCCUAAUGGAAUGAAUUAUAAUAUUUUAAGUGAAAAUAACACUUCCAAAAUCAAAAUCCAAGACUUUCAGAUAGAUCAUUCAUAACUGAUAGGGAAUGGAAGAGUCAUAAUAGCUUUAUCCUUCUUAAUGUGUAUGCAUAUCUGCAUAUAUAUAAAGCAAGUCAUAUGAUUAGUUAAGAUAAAUCGUAGCUUCCUUUUGUUUAAAAUAUAAAAGACUAGAAAAAAA
Messenger RNA from Osmia lignaria (orchard mason bee), 1621 nucleotides. It is a transcript of the gene fwe, whose product is annotated as calcium channel flower. Gene Ontology annotation, biological process: vesicle-mediated transport. NCBI's taxonomy places the organism in Eukaryota, Metazoa, Arthropoda, Insecta, Hymenoptera, Megachilidae. Gene Ontology annotation, cellular component: membrane. The record is from RefSeq and is a predicted model, not a curated record.